This is a messenger RNA of Mytilinidion resinicola, 1881 nucleotides long. RefSeq lists its product as uncharacterized. Bases 1 to 1881 code for a protein of 626 amino acids. The transcript is spliced from 5 exons. Lineage: Eukaryota; Fungi; Ascomycota; Dothideomycetes; Mytilinidiales; Mytilinidiaceae. The record is from RefSeq and is a predicted model, not a curated record.
AUGCCACACUACUAUGGUCUCCAUACUGAUAUUCGCGACAUCUGCGCGCCUGUGCCGGACCUGAUGGGCAAGCCCAGGAUAUCCUUCGAGCUGGCGCGUCAGGUCGUCAACCGUGGAGUCAGGAAUUACAACCUCUCCAACGACUUCAUGUUGGCACGGGAGAUGGCCGAGCUGCUGAAGUGCCGUCCUGAGGAUAUCUGGCGCGAACAUGACUUGAGAAAGUCGAUCGUUUGCCAUCACAUCAUGGGAUACGACCCGAGUGCCAUCGCUGCGAAUCAUGACGUGAAUGAGCAGGAUGUCCGUAGCAUCCUUCUAUCCCCUGGAAUUGCCUCGAUCAAUGGUGGCCUUGCCAACUCCCCAGUCGGCCAUCGCCCAAAUCCUUACGGAUGUACUCUGUUCAACAGCAUGCCAGCUCUGCCUCUCACCCCACCCUCGUCCCCACAGUAUGCUGAGCAGGAUCUGGGAAGUAUGGGACACCACAAAGUCACGAGAGAAGAGUCACCGCCACUUGGCCCAACUGGGCAAUCUCUCGGGCUCCAAGACUCGAUGACUUCCGGUCUAGGAUACACCGCUUUACACGGCCAAGCGCUGAAGGAGAAGCAAAAUCGAAAGGACCACAAUACCCUCCUAGAAUCUCUGAAAGAGAAGAAAGAUUAUCUCGAACAUCAUCUUGCACUGUUUGUUCGCAAGUGGCUUGCUGGUAAUGAUUACAACACCGUCAUGCACGACCUAGGUUCCUUUUUCGAGAGGGUCAACGGCUAUCUGGACAAGGAUCCAAUUCCGCUUAAUGACGAUGAUAUUACUUGGCUUGAUUGGCCUCUCGUGGAUCUAGACGACUUCUUCAAGGUCCUUCUCAACGAGGCGCAUCCUGGGUGCCGCUGGAUCGAAGCUACUAGUCUAGAGCUUCGAAAGCUCGGAGCACACAUAGCCACGGCCAGGAAUACUCCAGGUAUAUGUCUGCUCCGCGAGGGACCCUCAUCCGCAUCAGGUCAUCCUGUCCAGGCACAGGCCCCGUUCACGCAGCCAUAUCCACCCCAGCACAGCUCGCAAACAGCAUCCAUGUCAAAUAUCUUUGGGUAUUUAGCUAAGCCCCAGACCACUCCCUUUUCUUCCGCAACCGAACAACAACCGGCACAGAUUCAUACCACGAUGGAGGGCACUGAGGCCAAUACGACUCCACAGUUGGCCGACUCCACGAUAGAAGGCGGCCCGCUACCACAACCAGGCUUCCCUGGCACAUUCGGACAGCCGCCACAGCAGUCGAAAGUUGCUCAGAACUCACCCUUCACCAACCCGAUGCCAGGUCAUCUAGGGUCUUCUCCAUUUGGCCAACCCACAGCCCCGCAGCAGCCGAGCGGGUUCGAGCUCAACCCCCAGCAGAGUUCUCCGGACGCUAUCCACGAGGCGUUCCUCACGUAUGCGGAGCACAAAUCCAAGGAUCUCGUCAAAAGUAGCAAAGCGGUAAUGAAGAGAAUUGCCAACGGCAAAGCAUACGAAGUUGAACUUCAUGGCCUGUUGAGUGUUCUGAAGCAGAGCAGGAAAAAGCUCGUUGUUGACAAGAUACCAUUGAAUCAGGGGGACGUUGAAUGGAUUGGCUGGGAUGUAGAGGCUCUCUUAGCCGUCGGUCAGGAACUCCACAACUUUGGUAGCCCUCGUGGCGAUAACGAGGCCGGAAAGACCCUCGAUGAGCUUACUGAGCUCAUUCCGCGGUUACAGACCGCACUUCAGACACCAGGUGUUUGUGUUAUGGUGUCCAAGCCCGCCCAGGAUAGAGCUAGUGUUUCCACCAAGAGCCACCCCGCGCCUACACAGCCAUUGCCAGCGAAUACACGAGGUGGCCUUCCACGACGGAAUGCUGGGCAGGCUUUCAUGAUGGUCUGA